Brassica oleracea var. oleracea is the source of this 1269-nucleotide messenger RNA. RefSeq lists its product as uncharacterized. Bases 1 to 1269 code for a protein of 422 amino acids. The record is from RefSeq and is a predicted model, not a curated record. The transcript is spliced from 5 exons. Lineage: Eukaryota; Viridiplantae; Streptophyta; Magnoliopsida; Brassicales; Brassicaceae. Gene Ontology annotation, molecular function: zinc ion binding.
AUGGAUCCCCCUGCCGUAAACCUCUUUGAGGAACUAUAUGUCUACGCGGCUGCCCAUUCAAUAAAACAUGAUAAGAAUCCGCUGGUUUCCUAUCGUUUCUCCCUCAGCUCAGCUCCGGAACCCUCAGCUCCUCCUCCACUCACAGGUUCUCAAUCUUCGUCUGGGCCAGUCGAGUUGCAGGGUACAAUGAGCAAUCACGUGAGAUCAUUGCGCGGAAAGAAUCUGGCAGGUUGUGAUAUACCUGGUAGUCCAGAAGAGAGCUACAAGAUGAUGUAUAACUAUUUGUACAUGUUAGAGCAAGUGAAUCCGGGAACAAAGGCAUGUGUGAAAUUGGAUGAGGGAUCGAAAUUCAAGUACCUCUUUGUAGCCUUGGGAGCUUGCAUUGAAGAGUUUGCAGUUAUGAGAAAAGUGAUAGUUGUGGAUGUGACAUGGCUGAAGAACGGAUAUGGUGGUGUUCUAGUCUUCGCAAAAGCACAAGAUCCUAAUUGUCACGCUUAUCCACUUGCAAAUAGAAUCCUCAUCUCUGCUAUAGCAAACGUGUUUCCACAGGCUCACCAUGGUCAUUGUUUAUGGCAUUUGAAGGAAAAUGUGAAAGGGCAUGCUUGUAGCGUCAAAAAAGAUAUAGUCGGGCAUAGAUUCAUGGAAUUGGGCAGAUAUUACACGGAGGCUGACUUCAAAUCUGCUUACGAUUCAUUUAAGAUAAGCUAUCCUUCAGCCUACAAGUACAACAUGGAUACAAGCAACAGUGUGGAAUCAAUGAAGAACAUGCUUAAAGAGGCAAUGAGGUGGGACUUAAUACCAAUGCUGGAUUACAUCAUCGGGAAAAUCUCUGAUUGGUUCAAUCAAAAUCAGAAGGAUGCUGUUGCUGGAUCAAUUGAUAGCAAACUGGUGCCUCUGGUUGAGCUACGUGUGCGGGAGCUUGAUAGUUAUGAGUUUGAGUACGAGAUCACCGACACUGAAGGAAAGAUGUUUUUGGCGAGCUUAGUUGGGAAAGGUUGUACUUGCAAGGUGUGGGAUUAUGAAAAGUUUCCUUGUCUGCACGGACUGGCUGCUUACAUAAAUUUCACUACAAACGUUGGCAGGCGCCUUCAUAUCCAUGAGCUGUGCUCAGAAUACUACUGGUCGGAACUGUGGGCAAUGGCAUAUUCCAAGACACUUUAUGUUGUGCCCGACAGGUCUUCUUGGAAUGUACCGGAUUACAUCAAGGAGGUGAAGAUCAUGCCUCAGGAUUGCAUCGCACGGGAGGGAAAGAAAAGAGUUAGAAGUUAG